Messenger RNA from Onychostoma macrolepis, 4871 nucleotides. RefSeq names its product GTPase IMAP family member 8-like. NCBI's taxonomy places the organism in Eukaryota, Metazoa, Chordata, Actinopteri, Cypriniformes, Cyprinidae. The coding region runs from base 1712 to 2737 and encodes 341 amino acids. The record is from RefSeq and is a predicted model, not a curated record. Gene Ontology annotation, molecular function: GTP binding. The transcript is spliced from 7 exons.
GUGAUCAAUUACCAUUACAAAAAUCUCAAUCUUAAACAUUUGCUCAUUCUGUGUAUUCGUGUCUUUAAAAUAGGGUAACUUUGUUGCAAAUGCAAGCUUGAUUUCAAAUUUGAUUUCAAACUGAAUUGAAUUUACAGAAAAAAGGCAAAUACACAGUCAGUAAUAAAAUUAUAAAACAAAUGACCACAAUUCAUUUGAGGUAUUCAAAAUAUGACAAGACACAAUUUUUAUAAGCAGUGUUUUAAGAGCCAUAUAUGUUAUUUAUUUAGAUAAAAGGAACAUCAGAUGGCUUUGAUCUGUAAUGUCUGUACAAUGAUGCAGUUACACAGACUAGGAUAUUUAUAUGAACAAAUCAUACAAAUAUCCCAUUCCGAAACAUUUCUAGCAUAAACUUACAUUGUAAAGAAAUUAAAGAUCCAUCUUUGAUUGUUGAAAGACUUUCUGGUGCAUUUCACUUACAGCCAAUAAAAUUUCCAGUAGCAUUUCCAUCGGUCAGGCGUGGAUCUAUUCUGAAUGGUUGAUAACCUUUCACAAAGUUUAAUCCAGGAGCAAAAAUAAAUCAUUUCUACUUUAAAAGCACGGAGAGAUCGCGAUUGCACAGUCUGCACACAAGCAAUAUCGGAGUGAGAGGACAAGCAGUUCAUGUGUAUAAGUUAGGACUAUGCACAUGACUGUGUUCUCAUGUUACAAUAAAGCGCUCGCCACAUUUGCGUGGAAAUGAUUACAAUUAUCCGGAAUACCUGCAAUCCCGCGCGUGGACAUUCAGACUCUGUAUUGCUGGAUGCUGUCGGAGAGGAGAGAGACGCAGCGUGUAUCGGUGUAUAGACGGUAGAUACUGUGGAGAAUGAGUAAUGGAACCGUAUCAGAUAUUUCAGUAUCGGUAUCAAAAUAUAGAUAUUUAGGAUAACACUACCAUGUCGUUUGUUUCUCCAAUCUUUGACUCCAUAGUUACGCUGAGCUCCCUCACUGUCCGAUCAGCUCUUCAAAACCUGCUGCUUUUCCCGCGGUUCAGAUAUCAGGGCUUUUAUUGGUCCGUUUAUGAUGGGAUAUCUUUAUUGGCUACUGAAGUGCCGACAAAGGUUUGAAUAUCAAUUCAAAUUUGUGGGCGUACUCAGUAACGAACUAUGAUUUAAAAGUAACGAAGUAGAUUAUUUAGCAAAAUUUGUAAUGAAGUACAAGUAAAAGUACAGCUUUAAAAAUAUACUCAAAAAAGUACAAGUACCCGAAAAAACUACUUAAUUACAGUAACGUGAGUAGUUGUAACUCGUUACCUCCACCACUGAUGUUUGAUCGCAAAUCAUUAGUGUUUAAGAAUUAAAGCAUGGUAGUCAGAUUUAAUCACCCUGAAGCGAAAGCAAGAGCACCCUCAGUUGAUACUGAUAUCAUAUUAUUGGUGAAAUACUCUGCAUUGUGUUGUUUUUUCCGUGACAGGAGACGAGAGAGAGGGAGAAUACACAGCUGGUAUCAUAUCAGUGUAUUUCUACUGCAGAAGAGGAGUGUUGGAAACAUUUCAGAGACAUGCUGAAAUAUCAGUGUUGUUCUCAUCACUGCAGCUUAGCCUAAGCACCCAGACAUCCAGGUCCUUCAGAGCAGAGCGUGCGUGUAAGCUUCGAAAGCAUCAUUAAUCCAGAUGAGAAAAGGAAGACAGUUUGUUAACAGUUUGUGAGUCACUGUCUGUGAUUAACAGCACUUUUCAGGCUACAUAUCAAUAAUGGCAGAAAUGAUCAGAGGUUUGAACCUGGUGUUACUGGGAAGAACAGGAAUUGGGAAAAGUGCUUCAGGAAACACAAUACUGGGACGAGAAGCUUUCAAAUCAAAGAAGAGCUCUGCUUCAGUCACACGAGACGUAGCUGUGGAGUCUGGGAUUGUCUGUGGACGAUGGCUCACUGUUUAUGACACACCAGGACUGUUUAACACAGAGAUGAGUGAUCAUGAGAUUCAGUAUAAACUUCAUGAGACUCUUCAGAGAUGUGAUUCAGGUCUCUGUGUGUUUCUGCUGGUGAUCAAAGCUGACAGAUUCACUGGGAAAGAGAGGAAGACUGUGGAGAAGAUUGAACAGCUGCUGGGAGACGAGCGCCUGAAGAAAACCUGGAUCCUCUUCACCGGAGGAGACGAACUGGAGGAAGAAAACACGACUAUAGAAGAAUAUAUUAAUCUGUCUGAGCCACUGAAGAAAGUCGUUCAGAAAUAUGAUCAGAGAUACCACGUGUUCAACAACAAGACGAGAGGACCGAGUGAACAAGUGAGACUGCUGCUUGAAAAAAUAAAAGAUGCUCCUGCUGACAGUCUCUCAUCCAGACGGCUUGUUCUUCUGGGUGAAAGUGGAGUUGGGAAGAGUGCAGCUGGAAACACAAUCCUGGGACAGAGAGAGUUUAUAUCUGUGAUGAGAAUGAGUUCAGUAACCAGUGAAUGUUCAGAAGCUCACGUCACUGUUUCAGGCAGAUCUGAGACAGUGGAGAGACUCAGAGCAGCGAGACGACAGAGAUAUGAAGAGAACAGAAAACGACGAGAGAUUGAGAGAAUGAUGAUGGAGGAGGAGGAGGAUAGGAAACGACGAGAGGAGAUUGAGAGAGUCAGAGCUGCGAGACAGAGAUAUGAAGAGAAUAGAAAACGACGAGAGAUUGAGAGAAUGAAAGAGUUUGAGAGAGUCAGAGCUGCGAGACAGAGAGAGGAAGAGAAUAGAAAACAACAAGAGGAGUUGGAGAGAAGACAAAAAGAGACCUGUGUCUGUAGUUGAUGCUCCUGGAUUCUUCAACACUUCCAUUAACAGCUGAUGGAUUAAUGUCAGAAUGUUUCACUUCUGGUCUACAAGCUUUUCUUGUGAAAGCAGACAGAAGAGAAAAGCACAGCAGAGGAGUUCUGCAUCACUUAUCUUUCUGUGGAGCUGAGGAUGCAGCUGACACACUGGAGACAGAGAUGAAGAAUAAAAACAACAAGAGAAGGGAUGAACAGCACAGAAAAAUAUAGUGACGCUGAAAAAAGAAGUAGGAGCAGAGCAGUGAGAGAGCUGCUACACACUUUAUUAUCAUCUGUGUCCUCCAGCUGAAGAUCUCAAGAGCAAUACAGAAUAAAACACAGCAGAACAGCUUCAUCCAGCGGCUGAGACUCAGAGCAGAAUCUGCAGGUCUUCACCGUCACUAUCAGAGCUGUUCUGGGUUCAUGAUGCAGAAGAGGCAGAACUAUAGUGUGCAGAAGGUGAGAGGAAACAUACGCACAUCUCAAGCUAAAAUAAGAUUCCGUGUCCGAUCAGAUGGUGGGUCGGCGCCGGGAGGUGACGUCUGCAGCCCUGAUCGUCAGCGGAGACCAGGACACCCAGAUGACCCCCAGAGAUAUAUCCCUAGAUAUAUCAACCAAAAAUAACAAAAUAACUAAAAUAUAAUAAAAUACCUAACUACAUAAUACUACUAUUGUUAGAAAUUGCAACAAAAUUAAAAUAGAAAUAUAAACUUUUGAACUGCGGGUUUCGUCUGGUCAGAGGAGAACUGACCCCCGACUGAGUCUGGUUUCUCCCAAGGUUUUUUUCUCCAUUCUGUCUCGGAGGGAGUUUUGGUUCCUUGCCGCUGUCACCUCUGGCUUGCUCAGUUGGGGACACUUAAUUUCUAGCGAUUAUCGCCGAUUUGAUUGCACAGAUACUAUUUAAACUAAACUGAGCUAGACAAUGACAUCUCUGAAUUCAAUAAUGAAAUGCCUUUAACUGAAAAUUGAGUGUUUAAUCUUAUCAUUAUACAUUACUGACACUCUGUCCUCCAAUUUGAUGCUGUUAAGUGCUUUGACACAAUCUGUAUUGUAAAAGCGCUAUAUAAAUAAAGGUGACUUGACUUGACUUGACUUUCAAGUCACAAACGAGUCUCGAGUCAAAUCCCAAGUCCUCAAAGAGGUAAAGUUAAUGAGAUAAUUAAGAGACUAAUUAAAUGAUGAUUGUGCAUUAGUGAUGAACACCUGCUGUUAUUGAGAAUCACAGAGGAUCAGAUGUUGAUGUUUUAUUGGUUAAAAUGAUGCCACCAUCAUGGAGAUCAGUGUUUGUUUAGUUGGGCUCUUGACCCGUGACUCCUGCGUUAGAUCUCUUUCUGUAGCAAUGUGUGUGGUGUUGUGAAGUAGAGAUCAGUGCUGUACAGUGAGCAGCUGUUAGUUACUUUUAUAUGAAGAAAUAAGCGUCUUACUAUGUAAAAACCUGUCUGUUCAUAUAAAAAUAUGUUAUGGAAUUACAAGUAACAAAUAUGGGUGUCAUGAUAUAACAUAUUUUUAAUACGACUGCCUUUAUAUUUAAUGUGAAUAAAAACAUUGUAAGUUAGGCAUAACAUUUGCAUUGUACAGAAAGAGAUCAAAGAACAUUUACAUUAUCAAAGCAGUCGUUCUUGAGAAGUGGGACAAAACAGGGUGCAUCAUGAAGGUGUCCGUCUUUGGUAUAUUGGCUGAUGUUCAGCUAUUACAGAACUGCAAAAAAUUCAUAUUAAACAAAUGUCAACGUAAUGCUUUAAUAUUGGGGGGAAAAAAAAGAACUAUCUCACUCAGGCUUUUAGACAUGAACACUUAUCAUACAAUCCUCAACAGUGGUGACAAUAAUUAUUCAUGCUGCAGUGCAUGAUGGGAGUUUUUACUAUGGUGUUACCCAGCAUGCAUGGUGGCAUCAUUUUAACCAAUACAACAUCAACAUCUGAUCCUCUGUGAUUCUCAAUAACAGCAGGUGUUCAUCACUAAUGCACAAUCAUCAUUUAAUUAGUCUCUUAAUUAUCUCAUUAACUUUAACUCUUUGAGGACUUGGGAUUUGACUCGAGACUCGUUUGUGUCUUGAAAGGAAUGACUUGGUUCCUCCUCUGGUGAAAUCAGCUGCUGAGUUCAUGGGUGGAAUAAACACAUGGCAGGACUUUUAC